This is a messenger RNA of Dovyalis caffra, 843 nucleotides long. The record is from the annotation of a GenBank genome assembly. NCBI's taxonomy places the organism in Eukaryota, Viridiplantae, Streptophyta, Magnoliopsida, Malpighiales, Salicaceae.
AUGGAAUUCAUAAUCGAAGAAGGCAAAAGCCUUAACAACGAAACCUCAACUCUAAUUCUGCCUGCAUUAUCGAUAGGGAAUGUCGGGCAAUUAGCAGUUGAUUUGUUAGUAUCAUCAACAAGAGCGGAAAGAAUUGGGUAUUUGGAUGAUCCUUAUAUUUUGCCUUGUGUUGGUAACGAUGCUUAUGGUCCCACUCCUUGCGGCGAGCUUGCUCUUCCUCUUGAAGCUUAUGAUUCGAGGAAUAAUGGGGUGGCGCUUGUGCAACAACGAUCUCCGGUUGUAAAGGGGAUGAUGGUCGAAUUUGCUAAGAACCUGGCCGAUUUUGCUGUUGAUACUGGAAUGAAGCAUGUUGUGGUGCUUUCUAGCUUAGAGUUUAUGAGAUUGCAAAAGAUUGAUACAUCAAGUGGCUUGCAGAUAUAUUACCUAUCUAGUGCCAAUGCUGAUGGAACAGAUGAUUGUUGUGAACGGCUUGGGUGGAAAAAAUUGCAAGAAUAUAAUCCUGCUCAAAGGACUUGGAAAUUUCUUAGCACUUUAGCUGAAGGAAAUGUCAUGCAGGAAGACAGCCUUCCAUUUGAAGAUGAACCAGAAGACGAGGAUUACUACCCGAGUUUGCCUUUUGCUGCCCUUUUUUCUUGUUUCAAGGCUAAAGGCAUAAGAGUUACAUGCUUGCUCUGUUACUGCUCUGAAGGGGACAACACACCUGAAGCUUUUAGUUUGGCCGAGGAGACAAGCAAACUUUUGGGGCUGAGUCUCAAUAAUCCCCAUGGAGAAGGUGGUAAAUGGCUCAUCCCAUUUUCUUGGAGGACUGUGUAUGGACCACCCCCAGAUACGUCGAUGUUUUAG